UUGGAUAUAAAAGGGGCGUUAGGCGUUUGAAAAUUCCCGCAAAUAAUUGUGAACCAGGAACGCGCAUCACAGCUUCCAGCCAGCGAGCCGCCCCUCUUCUCUUCCACUAGACUCGUCUCCCCUUCUCCUCCAUCCACCCAAAUUCAAUUUUGUCUCAUCGCCUCCGAUAAUCUCUCCGAGCCAUUGCUUUUGUUUCCCGUCGACAUGCUGCCUUACCACUCUUUGCAGGAAGCCGAGGCGGCUCUCCGCCGCAACCUCACCUUGUCCGAGACUCUCUGGUUCAAUUACUCUGCCCGCAAGUCCGAUUACUUUCUUUAUUGUCAUAACAUACUCUUCCUCUUCCUCAUUUUCUCCGUCGUCCCUCUCCCUCUCUUCUUCCUGGAGAUCAAGCGCUUAGCCGGCUUCGACAAAUACAAGAUUCAACCCAAGGUUCGUCUGUCCUUGGAUGAAAUGCUUAGGUGCUACAAGGAUGUCAUGCGCAUGUUCCUUCUCGUGGUUGGACCUCUGCAACUCGUCUCAUAUCCCUCCAUCAAGAUGAUUAGAAUUCGGACAGGGCUGCCAUUGCCAUCUGGAUGGGAGAUUCUUUCACAGCUGGCGGUGUAUUUUAUGAUAGAGGACUAUACCAAUUACUGGAUCCACAGGUUUCUGCAUGGUAAAUGGGGAUACGAGAAGAUUCAUCGAGUCCACCAUGAAUACACAGCUCCCAUUGGAUUUGCGGCACCCUACGCUCAUUGGGCGGAGAUAUUGAUCCUUGGAAUUCCAUCUUUUCUGGGGCCAGCUAUUGUUCCUGGGCACAUGAUUACAUUCUGGUUGUGGAUAGCAUUACGGCAGAUUGAAGCCAUUGACACUCACAGCGGGUAUGACUUCCCCUGGAGUCUUACAAAGUACAUUCCAUUUUAUGGUGGCGCAGAGUAUCACGAUUACCAUCAUUACGUUGGAGGACAUUGCCAAAGCAAUUUCGCUUCAGUUUUCACGUACUGUGAUUACAUCUAUGGAACUGACAAGGGUUAUAGGCAUCAGAAGAAAAUCCUUCAGAAGUUGAAGGAGGAGUGGACGAAUGGCGUUGAACACAAUGGAGGGGGGUCGUACAAUAACCAAAAUGACAAGUCUGACUGACCGUGGGACGGCAUCAGCAGCUGAGGUGGUGCUUUCGAAUCUUUGAUUUGGUGAGGGACAUAUGUGCCAGUGGAAAAAUAGAUGUCUUCAGUAGCUUCAGAUGGUUGAGAUUAGAAUGGCGCUUCUGUUGUCUUUGACGGGGGUAGUAGAAAUCGUGGUUUCGUUUGAGUAAUAGGGAGGAAUUUCUUCUGUAGUCAAGAUAUAGAAUUCCAACUGUUUUCUUUUCUUCCUUCUGUUUUAGGUGGUUAGAUCACCAUUUUACAUAUGAACGGGAAGUGAUUUAGGUGAUUAUGAUGUACGUUUGUGUUUGCGGUUUCAAGCAAGGAUGGGUAAUGUAAUGCAAGUUGUGGCGGGACAUGGCGAUCCAACGGGGGUUACCAUAGGCUUCCACGAUGUUUUGGGGAAGUCGAGUCAUGGUUAAUAGUGGUUGGAGGUGACCGGUGAAAGGACUCUGACCUAUAAUGCAGCGAUGAGAGCUCUAAGUCAAACUUCCCUUUGUAGUUACAUGAACUUGGAGUUAUUAUUGACGAGAACAAUCUACAUAUGAUUUGAUGA
Molecule: messenger RNA, 1671 nt
Organism: Prosopis cineraria
Lineage: Eukaryota; Viridiplantae; Streptophyta; Magnoliopsida; Fabales; Fabaceae
Product: methylsterol monooxygenase 1-1-like
Exons: 5
Coding region: 205-1116 (303 amino acids)
Biological process (GO): sterol biosynthetic process
Molecular function (GO): C-4 methylsterol oxidase activity; iron ion binding
Source: RefSeq, a predicted model, not a curated record